CGGAGCGCCCAUGUAGGAAUGUGGAAGCGCCCGUUGUACUUGGCAAGCCGCAUGUGACGUCCCUGGAAUGCUCACCACACCAUGUCUCUGCUACACACCAACAUCCAACUACCAUCUCACAUCGCACUCGAACCUUUGAACGUCUGAAUCCAAGUCGAUGGCGCAUACCAACGGCACUGAAGUUGUCCCUACGCUCCCGGAACCUAGCCGCCCCUCGAAAGGUGAGCUGAAGCCCGAGGAGUUCUGGUGGCGCGACCGGCAGAAAUGGCUCGAGGACCAAGGCUAUGUACUUCGUGCCCGCUACAAACCGGACUGGCUGCCGUCGUGGAAGACGUCGCACAAGCCGUACUGGAAAUGCGAGGACGGACAGCCGAUCAUGGUUCCCCAUAUACUCGACGCGACACGGCUGUCCGACGGCGAACCCGUGGUGUUGAAGAGGAUCCUCACCAGUCAACACCCGUACGAGGUUGAAAUCACACGCUUCCUAUGUUCUGAGCCGCUGGCCUCGGACUCUCGCAAUCACUGUGUGCGCCUCUAUGAUGUUCUAGACGUACCGAACGAAGAUGACAUGGUGGUCUUGGUUCUGCCCCUGUUACGUCGAUAUGACAGUCCACCCUUCGAAACGGUCGGAGAAGCGGUCGACUUCUUCACUCAAGUGCUCGAGGGCCUACAACUCAUGCAUCAUCACCAUGUCGCGCAUAGGGAUUGCAUGAAUCAAAACAUCAUGUUGGAUCCCAAACCGCUCUAUCCGGAGCCGUAUCACCCUCGCGUCAUCGACUGGACCCGGGACCUCUCGCGACCCGUGAAGCACCACAUGCGUACGACUCACCCGACCCGGUACUUUUUCAUCGACUUCGGACUAUCGCGCAGGUACGACCCCGCCGGCGGCGCGCCGCGCGAGCCCCCGAUACUCGGCGGGGACAAGUCCGUGCCGGAGUUCCGCAGGGCAGCGGGUGCACCGUGCGACCCGUUCCCGACGGACGUCUAUUACCUCGGAAACCUCUUCCGCGAGGACUUCUUGCAGAUGUAUCAUGGCGUGGAGUUCAUGCAGUCUCUGGUCGACGACAUGGUCCGGGACGAGCCCAAGGAACGACCGACCAUCGACGAGGCGCUCUCGCGGUUCCAGGAGAUCUGCGCGUCGCUCAGUUCAAGAAAGCUACGGUCUCGGCUCGUGGCUAGAGACGAGAAUCCGGUGGAGCGCGUCGUCAAGGGCGUCAAGCAUGCUCUUGGGAGCACGCGGAAAGUGUCUCAUCCUGUGUCGGCCGUGAACAGCGGAAGAGAACAGUCGCCCGCGUAACGAGCACGCUUGUUGUGUCAGUUGGAUGUCCAGCAAUACAAGCUAGCUCAAGGAUUACUCCAGUGUGCACGGUGAUACGUGUCAUCCGCUUUGUGAGUCGAAUCAAUGUUGUUGUUGAUGUCUGACCUUGUCUGAGAUCUAUUGGCGGUACAUGUAUUAUUAUAUG
Molecule: messenger RNA, 1463 nt
Organism: Rhodofomes roseus
Lineage: Eukaryota; Fungi; Basidiomycota; Agaricomycetes; Polyporales; Fomitopsidaceae
Exons: 6
Coding region: 158-1297 (379 amino acids)
Biological process (GO): protein phosphorylation
Molecular function (GO): protein kinase activity; ATP binding
Source: RefSeq, a predicted model, not a curated record